AUGGCGGUGUCGGAGUAUGAGGACAGUUCUGAGGAAGAGCCCCUCACCGACGAUGAAACCCACCAGGAAGAAAACCAGGUGAAUGGUGACAAUAGCGGUGACGAUGAGUCGCAGUUGGACUCGGGAUCAGACAUGUUCGAUAGCGAUGACGACGAGGAGGAAGCUGAAGAAAACGGGGAGCCACAACAGAAGCUUGAGCCAUUCACGACCAAAGAUCAACCUAGUGAGGAUGAAGACUUUAGCAAUGAUGAAAUUGAUUUUAGUCAGAUGGCCUCGUUAAAGCUGGAUUCGUCAUCUACUCUGGCCAAACAAACCACUACGCUUUCAAAGACGGAUGCUCUCCCACAACUUAUUGAGUUGCUUGAGCCAGCAGAAACUCCGCUUGAGGCAUUAACUCGGUGCUCAGCUAACUCCGAGGUGGUGAUCAAACUCACCGAGUGCUGUAACGUGCUAUUGUCGCUGUUUGACGUCUACGAUGCGCUGAAAGAAGAGCUACUUCGUCGCUACGCUCGUGAACACGGCCAAGAAUUUAGAGGUACUAAACGCCGACGAGACGAAGACGAUGAUCCUGAGAAUGAAUGGUAUUUCCGGUGGGUGGGUGAUGAAACUGUACACGGCCCCUAUUCUCAUGAACAAAUGGUGGAGUGGAAACACCACCAUUUUGAGGGACAAGUGGAGGUUAGACGAUCACCGGAGGGGGAGUUUGUUCCCAUUGAUGAAACUACUGAUUUGUAA
Messenger RNA from Diutina rugosa, 735 nucleotides. Its product is annotated as U5 snRNP complex subunit. NCBI's taxonomy places the organism in Eukaryota, Fungi, Ascomycota, Pichiomycetes, Serinales, Debaryomycetaceae. The record is from RefSeq and is a predicted model, not a curated record. Bases 1 to 735 code for a protein of 244 amino acids. The transcript has a single exon. Gene Ontology annotation, molecular function: protein binding.